UUUGAGCUAUUCAGAGCGGCGCGGACCUGAGUGAGCACAGGGUACUGGAUCCACCGAUGCCCUGGCCGCGUGGGAGGUGACUGGCUACUGCUGUGUCUGCCGGAACAGGGGCUGAGAUCCGGCGUGUGGCCGCCGGGGAUGCUGCGCGGAGGCGCUAUUCUGGUGGCUCUGUGUCUGCACCUCGCUUAGAGUCCCGUUAUGGAUGCUACACUCUCCUUCAGCUCCCAGGACAACUUCCUGCUGGCCGGCUGUGCCGAUUCAGGACCAGGCUGCUGGAAACACCCCAGCGAAGAUUCUGACCGGAGCUGCAGCCCUUCAGUUCUGCGGUCUGUGGCCAGUGCCUGGAAGGAGGGACUGCUGAACAGGAAGAGGCCAUUUGUGGGCCGCUGCUGUCACUCCUGCACCCCGCAGAGCCAGGAAAAGCUCUUCAACUCCAGCAUCCCAUCACUUGGCCUACGCAAUGUGAUCUACAUCAAUGAAACGCACACCAGGCACCGCGGCUGGCUGGCCCGGCGUCUCAGCUACGUCCUCUUCGUCUUGGAGCGUGAUGUCCACAAGGACAUGUUCGCCCGCAACGUGGUGGAAAACGUGCUGCACAACAGCAGUGUGGAGAAGGCCAUCACAGAGGUGGCUUCAGAGAUGGCCCCUGUCACGGCGGAGCCCACGGCAGAGCAGCAGGCCGUCGUCAGGGUGAGGCGAAAGGCCCGCGGCAUCCUGCAGGAAAUGGUGGCCAAUAUUUCGCCCGCAUUCAUCAGGCUGACGGGCUGGGUGCUGUUGAAGCUGUUUAACGGAUUCUUCUGGAGCAUCCAGAUACACAAGGGGCAGCUGGAGAUGGUGAAGAAGGCAGCGACUGAGCAAAAUGUCCCCCUGGUCUUCUUACCUGUGCACAAGUCACACAUUGACUACCUCCUGAUCACCUUCAUCCUCUUCUGCCACAACAUAAAAGCCCCUCACAUCGCUGCUGGCAACAAUCUCAACAUCCCCAUCCUGAGCACGCUGAUCCGCAAGCUGGGCGGCUUCUUCAUCCGGCGCCGGCUGGACGAGACCUCAGACGGGAAGAAGGAUGUCCUGUACCGCUCCAUUCUGCACACGUAUACAGAGGAGCUCCUCCUGCAGCAGCAGUUCCUCGAGUUCUACCUGGAAGGCACGCGUUCUCGAAGUGGGAAGCCAUCCCCAGCCCGAGCCGGCAUGCUCUCCAUUGUGGUGGAUGCGCUCUGCACUGGCAGUGUGCCAGAUGUGCUGCUUGUGCCCGUUGGCAUCUCCUACGACCGCAUCAUUGAGGAAAAUUACAACAGCGAGCAGCUGGGUAAGCCGAAGAGGAAUGAGAGCCUGUGGGGUGUGGCCUGUGGAGCGUUUCGGAUGCUCCGGAAAAACUGUGGCUGCGUGAGGGUUGACUUCACCCAGCCUUUCUCUCUCAAGGAGUACCUUGACACCCAGCGCUGUCGGCAGCUUCCGGUACCUUUGUCACUGGAGCAGAUGCUGGUUCCAAACAUCAUCGCAGCCCAGCCGGACCAAGCUGCUUUGGCUGGUGAGGAAGAGGAGCAGUUUGAUGGUGGGGACCUCUCAAAUGAGCCCUGCAGAAGACACGUCAUUGCCAAUCUGGCCAAGCACGUGCUUUUCACGGCCAGCAGAUCGUCCGCUGUCAUGUCCACACACAUCGUGGCCUGUCUGCUCUUGUACCGGCACAGGCCGGGCAUCGCCUUGUCCCGGCUGGUGGAGGACUUCUUCAACAUGAAGGAGGAGAUUCUGUCUAGGGACUUCGACCUGGGCUUUUCGGGCAGCUGUGAAGACGUGGUCAUGCACGCCCUGCACCUGCUGGGCAACUGCGUCAACGUGACAAGUGCCGGCCGCAACACCGAGGUCGUGGUGUCCCCCCGAAACACAGUGCCUGCCCUCUUCGAGCUCAACUUCUAUAGCAAUGGUCUCUUCCACGUCUUCAUCGCCGACGCUAUCAUAGCAUGCAGUGCGCUCGCCCUGCUGAGGGAGUCUGAUGCUGAGCCCGGCUGCAGCAGGACGCUGCUCAGUCAGGAGGCACUGAUCCGUCGGGCCGCUGGUCUCUCCCACUUCCUGUCCAAUGAGGUGGCCGUUGCCUUGCCCUGUCAGAUGAUUUACCAAGUGUUCCACGACGCCGUGGGCCGGCUGGUCCAGUAUGGGGUGCUGCACGUCGCUGAGGAUGACCAGGAAGAACUCAGCCCUGGCGCCUCUGAAGAACCCUGGAGCCAGAGGUACCCCGAGCCGCUCUCCUGGCGCAGUGACGAAGAGGACGAAGACAGCGACUUUGGUGAGGAGCAGAGAGACCGGUACCUGAAGCUGAGCCCAUCCUCUGAGCACCAGGAGUUCAUUGCAUUCCUGCAGCGGCUCUUGAGCCCAGUGCUGGAGGCCUACGCGGGGGCGGCCAUCUUUGUGCUAGGCCUGGAGCAGCCAAUCACAGAGAGCGACUAUACCACACAGCUUUUCCGCUUCCUGCUGGCUCGCACUGAGAAGGGAGUCGCUGCUUAUGGGGAGAGUGCAACGCACUACCUGGUGAAGAACACAGUGAAGACGUUCAAGGAACUUGGGGUUCUGAAGGAGAAGCCAGGGGGCAGAGUGGUGGUCCUGGAGAUGAGCAGCACCUUCCUCCCCCAGGCCAGCCGCAGGAAGCUGUUGGAAUACAUCCUGAGCUUCGGCCUCCUGUAGGGUGCACAGCGCCCCCUGCCACCGGCACAUGGAAGCACACCUCUACACUGCUCACCACUCUGUGAAGGGCUUUUGCUGGCUACUUAACACAAACAAUAAGGUGCUAAUCUAUGGAAAAUCUACCUGAAAGUGCCUUUAUAGAAUCAGCAGAAGCACCAGCUGGGAGGGCUUAGCCGUUAACAUGCCCCCGGCGAUGCAGGCAGAAGUUAAGGGUUCUGGUGGAGAACGUAACACCCUCAUGCUAAUCGGCUAUUCUAAAAGACAACCUACUUUUGUAGAGAGCUCCCAUCUUGACCUCAUCUCGAUAGAGACGCAACCACCCAAUUAAGUAUUAGAGUGCAUUCCUCCCCCCCACCCGGGAGAGGCUCACAGGGUGGUGCAAAGUGGCAGGGAGGCUUGGGCCCCAUGCGCUGGUGCCCCCCGCGGCUCGCGGAAACGCUGCAGCUCCUUGUGUGGGUCUGCGUGACUUUCUCAUGCAUAGAGGCUGCAGCAGCCACUUUACUGUAUGUAGGAAUAUACUAAUCAUUUUCCCAAGGGAUAAUAUAAUUAAUAUAACGUGACUGUAAUAAUUCAUACAAGAACCGGUGAGUGGUUUUUGCUUUUGUGUGUUUAUGUCUGGCAUUUUCGGAUAAAAAUGUGUGCCAGUAACUACUGGUAAAGUCUACAGGCAAAUGGUUCUCGUUCCUUGUGAUAAAGACUACCAUCGUGUACAUUUAAAAAAAAAUGUCUUGCAAAGAUUUAAGAUUUCAGUCCCUGGCUCAGAAUGGCAUUUUAUGUUUAGUUCUUAUUAGGAUAACAACUAGCUGUAGAAUUUACUUGUGUAAACUGCUGAGUCCCUGUCACACGUGUGGUCUGUGUCACACGUGUGGUCUGUGUCACAUGGUCACAGGCUGGUCCCAGCGCUUGGAGCCAUCUGUCACGCCAGGCAGCAUGCUGGCCAUUCUAACCUGACCUUAGAACAUUGACAUCUUAGCAUGAUUUCAUGGAAACCCUCCCUGGACUGUAGCUCUCAUGCAUUGUGUCCGUCUCCUUUGGUUUCAUAGUGACAGCAUAUUUGAGGCUAAAGCCUGUAACUGAAUUUUUUAUUUUAUUUUUUAUUUAAAAAUUUUUCAAGAAUCCAGGUUCAUAUAAAAAUGCAACCAUAGCCUGCUGUAGAAUUAUAAGCAAAUUUAUCGGGAGCCUCAGAAGAACCCGGUCUGUCUCACAUGAGGCCUUUUAGGAGUUAAACAAAGCUGUGAAAAUAAAUCUGUUUCAUUCAUGUUGCAUUUCUGUGCAAAGCUUGCGAGACCUUUUCCAUCUGACGAGUGUGGCUCUGUCACCUGCCUCGGGUGGGCAAUGUUUGGAUUUACUGUCUGGUAAAAGCAAUAAUUACAUUUAUGAAUGAGCUACUUUUUAUCAUGCAUAUUUUGAGUGACAGCAGCAUAUUUAAAUACAGCUGUUUCUGAACUUUGGAGAUUAAUAUAUUUCAGAAGAGUAGCUAGAUAGCUGGAUCAGAUCCUGCCUCACUGCUCUACACUAUCGACAGCCAAAUGAUCAAUAAAGUGGAAAUAUAGCUUAAUUUAAAAAUGGAUAGAUUGUUUUUAAGGGGGUUCAUGUUACAACUACGACAUAGCUAAGCUCUCCUAGAACCACAGCAUCUCUGCAAAGGAUUCUUUCACAACACACAGUACCAGUCAAAAAUCUGGAACCACCAAGCCGCCUACAGAAGAGAGUGAUAGAGUGUUGCAUCACAUGACCUGGCCACCCGACUUAAACAAAGUAGAAAUGGGUUUGGAGGAGUUUGACCAGAGACUGAAAGAAAAGGGGCUAAUGCGUGCUCAGCAUAUUCAGGACAACUGGAAAAAGCAUCCCAGGAUACCACCAUAGAGGAGACAGCGGGGUCAACCAGUCCCUGGGCCAAUUGGAGUUAAGGGCCUUGCUCAAGGGUCCAAUGAUGGCAUCACUCUGCCAACCCAGGGAUUUGACCCGGCAAUCUUCUGAGUCCUAACCCAAAGACCUAUGCCCCCCCCCCCAGCAAAUUUUCUCUAUACUUACCUCGUCAGUGCAUAAUUCCAUGUAUGUUAUUUUAUAGUUUUGACGUCUAUUAAGUAUUCUAAAAUGUAGAGAUUAGUACAAAUAAACCUUUCUGUGGGUGGGUGUGUCCAAACUUUUGACUGGUACUCUACAUCAGCCUAUUUUACUACUGUCUUCCAUGUAAUGUGACAUCUAUACAAAGUACAGCCAAGGUAAGAAACAGCUCUGGGUUUUUUUUUAUCAAGGUGAACUAAGCUGUGACCUUUGUAUUCACUGCUACAGGAAGCUACUUGCUAAGCUAAACGUCCAUCUAGUUUGUUUUUCAAUAAAACAAUGGAUCCAAUGCCA
Messenger RNA from Paramormyrops kingsleyae, 5037 nucleotides. RefSeq names its product glycerol-3-phosphate acyltransferase, mitochondrial (gene gpam). The record is from RefSeq and is a predicted model, not a curated record. Gene Ontology annotation, biological process: glycerol-3-phosphate metabolic process; fatty acid metabolic process; triglyceride biosynthetic process. NCBI's taxonomy places the organism in Eukaryota, Metazoa, Chordata, Actinopteri, Osteoglossiformes, Mormyridae. Gene Ontology annotation, cellular component: plasma membrane; mitochondrial membrane. Gene Ontology annotation, molecular function: glycerol-3-phosphate O-acyltransferase activity.